Acanthosepion pharaonis is the source of this 1077-nucleotide messenger RNA. The record is from the annotation of a GenBank genome assembly. Lineage: Eukaryota; Metazoa; Mollusca; Cephalopoda; Sepiida; Sepiidae.
AUGUUUGAAUGCCUAAAUCAGCCUGUUCAGAGCCUUUUAUCUCUGUUCUUUAUCUAUCUAUCUAUUAGCGUCUCAUUCAUAUCUAUCUAUCUAUCUAUCUAUCUAUCUAUCUAUCUAUCUAUUGCAGUCUCAUUCAUAUCUAUCUAUCUAUCUAUCUAUCUACUGCAGUCUCAUUUAUAUCUAUCUAUCUAUUUCAGUCUCAUUUAUAUCUAUCUAUCUAUUGCAGUCUCAUUCAUAUCUAUCUAUCUAUCUAUCUAUCUAUCUAUCUAUCUACUGCAGUCUCAUUUAUAUCUAUCUGUCUAUCUCUCUAUCUAUUGCAGUCUCAUUCAUAUCUAUCUAUCUAUCUAUCUAUCUAUCUAUCUAUCUAUUUAUUGCAGUCUCAUAUCUAUCUAUCUAUCUAUUGCAGUCUCAUAUCUAUCUAUCUAUCUAUCUAUCUAUCUAUCUAUCUAUUGCAGUCUCAUAUCUAUCUAUCUAUCUAUCUAUCUAUCUAUCUACUGCAGUCUCAUUUAUAUCUAUCUGUCUAUCUCUCUAUCUAUUGCAGUCUCAUUCAUAUCUAUCUAUCUAGCUAUCUAUUUAUUGCAGUCUCAUAUCUAUCUAUCUAUCUAUUGCAGUCUCAUAUCUAUCUAUCUAUCUAUCUAUCUAUCUAUCUACUGCAGUCUCAUUCAUAUCUAUCUAUUUCAGUCUCAUUCAUAUCUAUCUAUCUAUCUAUCUAUCUAUCUAUCUAUUGCAGUCUCAUUCAUAUGUAUCUGUCUAUCUCUCUAUCUAUUGCAGUCUCAUUCAUAUCUAUCUAUCUAUCUAUCUAUCUAUUGCAGUCUCAUUCAUAUCUAUCUAUCUAUGUAUUGCAGUCUCAUUCAUAUGUAUAUAUCUAGCUAUCUAUCUAUUUCAGUCUCAUUCAUAUCUAUCUAUCUGUCUAUCUCUCUAUCUAUUGCAGUCUCAUUCAUAUGUAUCUAUCUAGCUAUCUAUCUAUUGCAGUCUCAUAUCUAUCUAUCUAUCUAUCUAUCUAUCUAUCUAUCAGUCUGUUCAUAUCUAUCACUUUCUAUCUUUUUUCUUCCGAUGCAUCAUCCAAACAAAUCGUGA